Sebastes umbrosus (honeycomb rockfish) is the source of this 985-nucleotide messenger RNA. Its product is annotated as T-cell ecto-ADP-ribosyltransferase 1-like. Bases 39 to 974 code for a protein of 311 amino acids. The transcript has 3 exons. Gene Ontology annotation, molecular function: NAD+-protein-arginine ADP-ribosyltransferase activity; NAD+ poly-ADP-ribosyltransferase activity. The record is from RefSeq and is a predicted model, not a curated record. Lineage: Eukaryota; Metazoa; Chordata; Actinopteri; Perciformes; Sebastidae.
UGUCUGGCCACAGAGGCAAGGUAUAUAUAUAGUUGACCAUGAGUCCUGAACACACGCUGAGGACGGGUGCUCUGAUCAAGACCUUCCACCUUCGGGGUUCACUUAGUGCGCAACAUCUUCUCAUUCUGAAGGCUGAUUCAACAGUUUUCCUGACCGCAGUGAUGAAGGGUAACAUGCUGAUCUUUGCUCCAUUCUGUUUGCUCCUUUGCUGCAUGCUGCCUGCAGACGCCAUGACGAUCCGCUUCGACUUCACUCUACGAGAUACCAACCAGGACAUCCCAUUGAGCAUGGUUGAAGAUUCGGUUGAUGACAUGUAUUUUGGCUGCGAUGACGCUAUGAUGGAAACAGUCAAGAACAAAUACAUUGAAGAAGAAACGAACAAGGGCCCAUUUUUAGUUGCCUGGAAGGAGGCAAAAGUUUGUGUUGACGAGAAAUUUGAACAGAGAAAGGAUAAGGCUCUAACCAAAGAUCACAUGCACGCAAUCUGUGUUUAUACAGGUGAUCAUUUGUACACAGACUUCAAUACUGCAGUCCGAACAAAAAGGAACAUCUAUGGUUCCUCAUUCCAGUUCCGCUCUUUACAUUACCUGCUGACAUCUGCCAUAAAGAUCUUGAAUAACAAUUACUGUCACACUACUUACAGACGAGUCCGUGCUAGUUUUACUGGCGAAAAACACCAAAUAAUUCGGUUUGGCUCCUUUGCCUCCAGCUCUUACAAAACAGACUUGACAGAGUUUGGUAAUGAGACCUGCUUUAAAAUCAAGACCUGUUCAGGUGCUUCUUUGAAAAACUAUUCAGCUUAUGAUGACAGAGAGGCAGAGGUGCUCAUCCCUCCCUACGAGAUGUUCAAUAUUACUGAGAUAAGUAAUGGUCAGGGUAAAUUUCAAGAUCUGAAAGAUUGUGAAAGGGUCUUUGUCUUGGAGAGUGCCGGGGUAGAGAGCAGACUGAACUGCAAAGUUGUGCAUAAUGGGUGAGCGCCGAGUGG